Molecule: messenger RNA, 258 nt
Organism: Protopolystoma xenopodis
Lineage: Eukaryota; Metazoa; Platyhelminthes; Monogenea; Polystomatidea; Polystomatidae
Source: the annotation of a GenBank genome assembly
AUGACCUUGACGGCUGACAAAGGGUCAUCUGCCGGAGUAGGAAUUGGCGUGUCGUGUGCAAUAAGAAGGACGGUUUCAACAAAGCAGUCACACGUUUUCAGAGCAAUCCAUCUCACGCUGGUCAGAGAAGGGAGCCAUGAGUCGGUCUGCUUUGUUCAGUGCUCACUGGAAAGUGCCACCGGUCAAUCGAAAGAUCUUCCUCUUUCGCCCGCAUCAGCCUUCAUAAUGUAUUACAGUUGCCUAGAAACUGUGGCCUGA